Molecule: messenger RNA, 6039 nt
Organism: Phyllopteryx taeniolatus (common seadragon)
Lineage: Eukaryota; Metazoa; Chordata; Actinopteri; Syngnathiformes; Syngnathidae
Product: zinc finger protein 638-like
Exons: 25
Coding region: 695-5278 (1527 amino acids)
Biological process (GO): regulation of RNA splicing
Cellular component (GO): nucleus
Molecular function (GO): zinc ion binding; mRNA binding
Source: RefSeq, a predicted model, not a curated record
UAGCGUCGCUGUCGGCAUACAGCUCAAAUGGGCGUGUCGUAUCUACUUAUACAUAUCUUUGUUUUUGACGAAUCACAAGGUGGCAGUAAUGCGCAUUGAAAUCCCUUUUCAAACCACCAAAAGCGCAGAGAAUAAACGAAGAACAGGAAGACGAAAACUACGUAGAUGAAGACGCAGGAGUUGGCUCACCAGAGGACAACGACGAGGACGAUUUUACGGUUAUAAACACACUGCUAUUUUCCAGUUGGCCUCAGCUCUCACGGUCUGGUGGAGAAUCUGUCAGGUGUGAUGCUGUCUUACUGAAGCAGUGGUGGUUGUGAUAUUUACCUGACUGGAAACAAACUCAUCAAAGAGAGGAGGCCACCUGUCAAACCACGCUGUGCAUACAGAAUAAUUUGCAUCUUGCACGCACCCUUCAUUUGGAGUCGAUUUCAACCUGCACCAAAGGUACCAGAGGGACCCUUUUCACAUAUGGACCCGCAGAAGAUGCGACUACAAUGAUAGCACAUUGAUCAGAUUGCCACUCAUGGGUAGAUUGUUCUUGGUUAGCUUUCCAUCCUUGUGACGAUAACAUUUGGAGUACAAGUGCCACAGGUUGACUGCUGAGCUACUCCCUCGCGUGAUCCACCUGAAUCUUCUCAAUAGACUGUACUUCAGCAAAACUCAUAGCAACAGUAUCUGCCAGCCUGCUGCUAUGUAUCGCCACAAGUCCCAGUCACAAGCCCCACAGUCUUUCUCCAACACGUCGAGAACUGAUCAACAACAACCUCCAAAUCAACAACAUAAUGCCCCUGCCUCAAACAUGUUGUCUGGCUUCCCAUUUCCUCGCCCCACCCAACUUCCUGAUGAGCUGGAGUCAGCUCUGGCUAUUCGUGGUGCCAGGGACAUGGACCAUCACCUCACUGACCACACAAGUCGGCCAAAUCAACAUCAGAACCAAGGCACAGUGUCUGUAAUCGGUCAACAUGGAUGCUACAGUACUAGCCCUAGAACACUGACCAGUGAUAAUCAAACUAGCCACCAUCAUAGGGGCGACUGGUCAAACUUCCAACCUCCAUCUAAAUUGUUUGCCAGCUCUGCAUCUGAUGGGACUUAUCACUCUCAGCAACUCCAAGGGCUUCACCAGCAGACUCAAAGCAACCAAAGUGGAUCAGUCGUUCCAAGCUGGGUAUCAAGCGCCUCGUCCUCAUCCCAAGCCCAACAACCCCAUUGUGGAGUUGGGGAUGGUCAGGGUUUGUAUACACCUGAAAGUGCAGGAAGUAUCUUGGCGAGCUUCGGACUAUCAAAUGCCGACCUCGAAGUGCUGAGUCACUACCCAGAUGAUCAGCUAACCCCAGAUACAUUACCUUUUAUUCUCCGUGACAUACAAAUCAACAAGUCGGACAACCAAAAUACAGUGGCACGCAACAUUCAUGGCAAGAUCCUUCCUCCUACAAACACUUCCCAACUGACUGAUACCUGCUUGUCUGAAGUGCCCAGUCUUCUGAUGGUUACAAAGACAGCAGGUAAAGUCAUUGACUAUGGCCAUGCCAGUCGUGCAAAGGAAUGUACAACUAAAGAGACUUUCAAAAGGGAUAAACUCUCAAGUGAAAGAGUGGUUCAGAUGUUCUCAUCUGCAUCAACUCCAAAAGUAGAAAAGGCAGAAAAACGUCAUAUACGUAUGGUACACAUGGAAUCAAGCAAGCAUGGAGACCGGGACUAUCGCAGGACAAGUGGUGACCAUCACAAGAGCAGUCUUUCACGGAGUAGUGAAGGUCCACCGUCUAAAUCUCGUGUCGUUGACAAAGACUACAGGCACAAUGGAUCCAAGCAAAGGCUCUCAUCUGAAUCGAGGAAGGAGGUGUACUCAAGGCGGUCUCUUUCGUCUUCCUCUGGCACAAGCGGACACAAUACCAGCAAGAAGUUCCCUGACUCCACCCUUAUAAGUGAUUUCUCUGGCACAAGUCCAAAAGUGUUUCCUCAUUCCUGCUCCCUGUGCCACAUUCAGUGUGAUCAUAAAAAGGACUGGGUUGACCAUAUCAAUACUGUUAACCACACAGCCGCCUGCAGGGACCUGCGCAACAACUAUCCUGAUUGGAAACCAGGCCAAAGCAAAAGCAGAGUGCAUGUGAGACCUCAUUCUCCCCAUGACCAUCGCCAACAUCACGGCACAGGAGAGUCACCACACCACAGUGGCUUAAAGCGCCCUUACAAUGAUCCAAAUAAGAGCUCUGCUAGCACCACCUCCUCCGAGGCGGAUCAAAGCUAUAAACAUGGACCAUCUCAUUCCUCCACUAAAACUGUCAAAAAGUCAACAAAGCCUGGGACCAAAACCAAUAAGACUGCAAGUGCCAAGGCGGCUGUACCAUCAUCCAAUCCUCCACCAGCCAAGAAGAAGAAAAAGACUGUGGCUCCACGAUCCCAGGACUCAUCCAAAGCAGGCCGUCUGGUUUAUCUGACUGGGAUUCCAAAGCAAGCCUCAGAGCAGGAAGUUACUCAAUUAGUGGUGUCUUAUGGCAGGAUCAACAACGUGAUCUUAAUGCCAUGCUCUGAGGAAGAGAGUGAAAAGGGUGAUGGACAAAAGGCGUCUGUCUGCAUGGUUAAGGCUGCAGAUGCACAGGCUUUGGCAAACUCAACAGACCUCACGAUUGGAGAGCAGCUAAUUACUGCUUCAAUUGCCAAGGUACCAGAGUCUUCUGCCAACAGUAACAGAAAACAUACUCUAAGUCCAGACAGGGGUGCUGAAACUAAAGACUCUGACCUCUCUACUGAAGUGAGUAAGGCUGACAUGAACACUUCUGCAAAGGGCUUGGUGUUGAUCACAGGACUUCCUGAUGGUGACUGGUCAGAGAGUGAUGUCAUCAAGCUCAUCCAGCCUUUUGGAAAUCCCACUGACAUAAUCUUCGCUAAAUCAGUGGGAAAGGCUCUACUGUCAGUGCCAGACGUGAAGACUGCUGAAGAGGCGGUCAAAGUUCACACCUCCAUUCCGGCAAAGAUUAAAGACUGUGAACUGAAGAUGAUUGAUAUCAAGCAGCAUAUUGGCACUGACACACCAGUGGCUCUGUACAAUCUACUGAUGCAGUCGCUGGACCCAUUGGAGAGUUCAAUAACAGUUAGCUGGACCAGCCUCUUGGUGAUCAAUAAUGUUCCUGAUACCCCCACUGGUUCCAGUGAAGUUAAGCAAUUGGUUCAGCGUUUUGGGACUGUGGUCAAAACUCUGGAACUUAAAAAUAUGGUCAUUUGUGAAAUGGCAACUGGAGCCAUGGCCCUCUCUGUCUAUAAACGCUUCCAGAGGUUUCCAUGCAUUAUACAAAACAACCCUCUGUUCUUUUCCCGCAAGCCUGACCCCAAAGCUAACACACAGACUGAAGUGUUACCUUCAAACCUGCAUUCGUCUGAGGAUAUUCUUGCAAAUGAUGAAGAAUGCAAUACAGGUCCAGCUGACGAAGAUGAGAGAGCACAUGAAGAAAAUGUUUCUGUGGAAAUGGAAAAAGGGCCAGAGAUAUUAAUGGGCCUUCAUAAAGUGGUAAAUGCAGAAGAGGUGGUGGGAGAAAAUGGAAGCUGUACCCCUCACGAGCCGAGGGAUGUGCUGUCCAAAUCUGCACUUGAACCACACACGCAGACUGACAAAGAGAAUGUGUUCACUAUUGAAGCAGUCAUGAAGGCUGACAAGAAAGAUGCAUCAGCUGAUGAGACUAUUAUGCAGACUGUAACUGUAAAUGCAGCUGAGUUAGAAAUCCAUGUUGGGCAAGAUACUUCUACAGAAGUGACCCUUUCAGAGUUUUCCAAGGAUACUCCAGAGGUGCAUGCAACAACUGACCACCAUCCAAAUAAAAUGGGAGGUUCUGCAAAUAGAGAUCGAGUUCACCUGGAAACAGAAGGGGAAAAGGUGUCAAAUCAAACGAUAGAGACGGAUAGACGAAAAGUAGUUGAUGAAACAAAAGGGACAGUAAAGAACCAUGCAGAGGCUGGUUUAAAGACUCAAGAGCGGGAGAGAAAUGAAAAAGAGGCAAGAAAGGAGAAGGAAGCAAAAGAGAGAGAGCGAAAUGUUAGGGAGAGGGCCUGGGAGAAAAUGCAAAGGGCCAAGUGGGAUAGGGAGCAGGAGGAAAGAACCAAAAGAGAGAGGAGGAAAAUGGAGAAGGAACGUGAUGUGUCCUCAGGACUCAGAUCAUCUUGCAGGUUUGAGACGUAUAAAAGCAACUCCUACAUGGUUGAACAAAGAAUCUCAAACAAAUCAGAUGCUAAACUGCCCAAAAUGGAGAGAGAAGAUUUUGAUUCCUUCCCAUUGAGCAUGAGUGACUUUGUCACUGUGGAUGAAGUUGGGGAUGUGACUGACUUGAAUGACCUGCUCCAUUCCCCUUCUCCUGCUGCUCCAGCGAAAACCACAGAGCAAGCGCACUCACUGACAAGUGUCCCACAGGACACUCAUGAGGUCAUACUUUUGGAAGUAACCAACGGAGUGAUUAUUCAACCGAUGAAGUCUGAUGAUCCCAUAACAGAUUUUCAGCAUCAGCCCAUGAAAUCUGAGGAUCCCAUAACAGAUUAUGGAGAUCAGCCUACAACUUCAGUUGGGACCUCCGAUAAUUUAUCAUCAGAUGUUAACGGCAUGCUUGGCUGCAAAAUUGCAGCCCCACCCACACAAACUCAGCAAGAAUUUUCUCCUGUCAACCAAAAAUUAGUGCCCACUUGUCAACCAGAAGAAUUUGAGAAGGAAACUAUACCUUCUGUUCCCGUGGAAUCUGUGAUCAAAGUUGAGGCUCUCCCAACACCUAUCUCAAUAAGCACAGCGGUCAUUGAUGACUCCACAUCAGAUGAUACCACGAUUGAGGUGGGAAUGACUUCAGGAAAUAACAAUGCAGAAGAAAAGCAAGCUGAAGCAACAACGCUGGUUAGCAGCCCUUUAAAUGAUGGGCAGACCGUAAUGUUGGAAAAAGCACAGGCAAUGGAAAAAAUGCAAACAGGGGACACACAGACAAGCCUUCCUUCUGAUGAGCCAGCAAGAGACAGGUUGUCUGACAUCCCAACAAUCAAUGAAGAGAAGGGUGUGGAUAAGCCACAAACUAAAGAAACUCCUAUGGCCACAGAAAAUACCCUCCAUUUUGACCCCAGCAUACCAGUUGGCAUGGAAUUCUUGGUCCCAAAAACAGGCUUCUUCUGCAAAGUUUGUAACCGUUUUUUCAGUGGAAACGAAGACACUCAGAUCACCCACUGCAAAAGCCUCAAACACUUUGAGAACCUGCAGAAAUACUUGGAGACAAGAAAACUGAAUGUGACUGUAAAACCAAAGUCCAGUCAAUAGUUUUGAUAACUGCUCUUGAGUGAAUAUUGCCAUUUCUGUCAUUUGAAUUCCUCUCUCUUUGUUGUCCUAGCGAAGCAAAGACAUUACAAAAGUCUUAUCCCCAGUCCACAGUGUCGGUAGAUGUUUAAUUUUUUUUUUAUUCACAGGUCACAAUUCACAACAUAUAGUGUGACUUUCAGGGGAUCAUCCCAUUUCUGAUAGGGAACUGAAUUACUACUAAAACAAAAUGGCUGAGGUAACUGAGCUAAAACGUCAAAUCAGCUUGGUCUUUUUAGUAUUGCUAUCAGCUAUAAUUUUUUACCGAUGUACGUUUUCAGGAAAUUUUUGUUCUUUGUCCAAACAAUUGUUUUUAGUUUAGUUCAAAGUUGUAUGCUCACAUUAUACUCCUUUGUCAGAGAUAUGGUCUGGCUAUGAACGAAAAUAAUUACUGUAACUGAAUUCAAAGGUCAAACAUCCCAGCAUGUUUUGUUCCCCAAAGUUUCUGUGAAGACCUACUGUAGUAAAAGUCUAGUGAGUUAUAGUUUAAGUGCAUAUUCCCUUGCUAGUUUAAUUUUGUUGUUACUGUCUUGGCUAGGUUGAAAUACUGUAUGUACUGAUUUCUGAUCAAGGAACAAGGUAAACUUGUACAGUUAAGAGGGCUGCAAGAAAAAACAUGCAGAAAUGUUCUCUAAACUGUUUUGGGGGGUCAGCUUUUUCAACAUAUUGUAUUCGUGUACCUUGUACCCUUAUGUACCCUCUGCAUUAAAGACCUUUGUAUGGCA